ACUUUUGGGAGCAUAACAUAAGCAUAACCCUAAGUGUUGAAAAUAUGUGAAACAAGUAAAACCGAUCUACGUUCAUAUAAGUGGACGAAUUUGCAUUUAAUGUAGUUUGAAUUUAAACAUGAAAUACUCCAUACUAUGGUGGUGGUUUUGUUUAUAUUUCAUUAUCCAUGAGUUAUACUUUCCGUGAAAAACACUGUACAGACUUUGCUUCAUAUUGGUGUUCAAUUUUAGAAAUGUACUGUGAUCACAAAAUAUUUUCUUAAUUCGAAUAUGCAACAUUAAUCAACGGUACAAUCAGCAGUAAGAUGAGUUUGAAUAAAAGAAUAAAGCAUAAUCAGAUGCAAGAUAGUAAUCAGCUAAUUAUUGCCAUAAGAAGAUUACUGCCAUGUUAUACAAACAAUAUAACAGAUGAACAUUUGGCAGUGGUAAGCAACUUAAUAGAAGCAAUUUGUACAGACCGCACUGACAAAAUACUCCAAUUAUUAGAACCCUUUGACAAUGAUUUAAAAGACGAAUUGCUCUCUAUGGGUGGAAUGUAUUUACGAGAACACAAUAUGUCAAUCACUUAUAGCACAGCUAAAUUUCUUCACAUAACUCUACUCAGUUUCCGGUUUUAUUUUCCGGCUGUUCAACUAGAACUUGUUACAAAAGAAGAAAAUGAAAACAUUCUGAAAUACUUAAUCAAACACAUGGAUGUCAUUCUGAUCUGGAAUGGUCCAACCAAUCAAAUCUUAUUAUAUCAUAUUAAGCAAGUUAUAUUUAUAGCAAAUGAAGUGAGAUUUAUCGCAGAAGUUAGAAAGCUGCUAUGGGGUAAACUUAUAUUUUAUAUGCAGCAAUUUAUUAAAUAUUUUACCUCAAAAGAAAACAUUCAUUUCUUACAAAUAGGAUUUAUAUCAGUCAAGAAUUUAAUUGAUUUUAUUAGGUUGUUUAAAACAGGUAUUGAAUGUGUGUAUUCAAAAAGACCAAAAUCUCUGAAAAGUGUUUUGAAAGAGAACGAAAGUAUAAUGCUGCAUUUUGAAGAGACUUAUAAUAAUAUACGAGAUAUAUAUGUAUUGGUAAGGAUUGAGAAUAAUAUUUCUAGGAUCUUUCUCAGGACAAGUUUUUUAGAAGAUUUGAGGGUAUUGCAGAUACUUGGUGAGUGUUUCAAACAAACUCAUGCAACACCGAAUAUUUCACCUACUUUUAAACAAUUUAUUACAUCCUAUAUAAGUGAACCUUGCAUUACAGCUCUAGUUACUCUUAGAGACAGCAUUUCGCACUUGACUGGCGUUCCCGUUUGUUCUAUUGAGUUCAUAGAUGAAGUCGAGUAUCUUUUACAAAAGAUUCAAGUUAGAUGUGAUUCAUUUAUAUAUAAUUACGUAGCCGAAAUUAAAAUAAAGAUCCUAAAUAUUAUAAAAUCAAACAAUUUUGAAAAUAUUGAAUUACCAUGCUGUUGUAAUUUGAAAUUGAAACCAAAUAUUUAUAAUCUGUUCAAAGAUACACAAUUUAGGAAGCCAAGCAGAUUCCAUCCAGAAUUAGAACCGUAUGAAAUUAUUGCUAUAAACGAACAAAUUCAAACGUUUGAGUUAAUUCAAUUUGAUAAAUGUUUAAGAAAAUUACAUGAUGCUCUUGAAUACAAUCACGAGUACAGAAUCAUUGAAAUGUUGCUAAUGUUAAUCUUGAAUCAUCUGAAUGAAGACCAAAAAAGAUUAAACACUAAUCGAAAGUGGUACAUGGAGAAAUAUCCGACAUUGACUGGACAACAACUUAGGAAUCAUCUUGCUCAUGGAGAUCCAAUUGUUGAGUUAUUGGGUCUCAAUGAAGAAAUAGCGGUCAGGGACACUGCAAAGUUACUUACUGAAGAAUUACAUAUGGAUGUUAAUGCCAAACGGGGGAAUAUCCAGAAAAUCACUGAACGAAUAGCAGUUAAAAGGAUGGAAGAAAUUGAUAGUAGUAAAUUAAUCAGCUUGGAAAAAUAUUGCAAAGUGUUUGGAUGUAUCAUGGAAGGUAACUUGAAUAAACUCAAACGCCAUAUUCAAAAGAUUGAUUCUGCAUGGAUAAAUUGGCGUGAUUCAAAUGGACGAAAUGCUUUGCAAUGUGCCGCACAGAACAAAAAUGAUGAUGUGGCAGUAUUCGAUUUUAUUUAUGAUAAAGAAAAGAACACGGUUAAUGUUAAACCAAGCCAAGAAACCCGUGAUACGCCAAUAUUUCUGGCCGUACUUGUGAAAAAUUAUAAAAUAGCUAAGCACAUCGCUGAGAAACAUAUUCUGGCACUACUUAAACGAGAUAAAAAUGAGCUAGGCUUAGAUCAUCUGGAAAGAUGUGUUGCUUCAACUUUGAUGUUAAAGACAAUAGCACUAGAUGAUGUAUGGAUCCUCUGCUAUUAUGCAAUAUGUUGCAAUAACGCUGUCCAACUGCAAUCGAUAUUAGAUUUGUACUAUUACAAAACACUGGAUAACAUUUGGAAAGCCAAUACUUCAUUUCUUCACAUAGCUUGUGCUUAUGGAGCUACUGAAGUGGUCAAAUAUCUCAUCAACACAGGUUGCAAUUUAAAUUGUGGUCAAUCAGGUCCACAUUGUGAAACAAAUCUAUGA
Molecule: messenger RNA, 2573 nt
Organism: Dalotia coriaria
Lineage: Eukaryota; Metazoa; Arthropoda; Insecta; Coleoptera; Staphylinidae
Exons: 3
Coding region: 306-2573 (755 amino acids)
Molecular function (GO): protein binding
Source: RefSeq, a predicted model, not a curated record